This is a messenger RNA of Eubalaena glacialis (North Atlantic right whale), 919 nucleotides long. RefSeq names its product paired immunoglobulin-like type 2 receptor alpha. The transcript is spliced from 4 exons. Gene Ontology annotation, molecular function: MHC class I protein binding. Lineage: Eukaryota; Metazoa; Chordata; Mammalia; Artiodactyla; Balaenidae. The record is from RefSeq and is a predicted model, not a curated record. The coding region runs from base 112 to 729 and encodes 205 amino acids.
UGGUCGUCGCUCUCCUGGUGCUGAGAUUCCCCGCAGGCAGCCCCUCCACAGGCCUCCCCUCUGGCCUUGAAGGCUCUGCUUGUCUUCUCAUCCCGGGAGGAGGGCAAGGCCAUGGGUCUGCCCCUGCUGCUGCCCCUGCUGCUGUCCCUGGCAUCUCUGCAGGCAGGUCACUGUGCAGAACCCAUUCCAAACACUGACUUUGGGAUGAACCAACCAAAGAAACUCUCAGCCCCCAAGGGUGGCUCCAUCCACAUCCCCUUCUCCUUCUAUUACUCCUGGGAAUCAGCCAAGGUUCCCAACGUGAGAAUAUCCUGGAGAUGGAAACACUUCCAUGGGGAGUUCAUCUACAACACAACCCCGCUGUUCAUCCACAAGGAUUUCAAGGACCGGCUCCUCCUGAACUGGACAAAGGGUGGGAAGAGCGGCUCCCUCCAGAUCUCGAAACUGCGGUGGGAGGAUGAGUCUAGGUACUUCUGCCAGGUGGAGGUGGACACACUGAGAAAAGGCAAGCAGACAUGGCAGUCCAUCGAGGGAACCACACUCACCGUCAUCCCCAGGGAUCCUUCCAAAACCCGGAGGAGAAAUACGAGAACAUUGGGAAUAAAGGAUGACGACAUCUUCUAUGCCUCCCUCGCCCUCUCCAGCUUGACCUCACCAGCAGCGCCUCCCCACCCGCCUCCCCAAGAGGGCCCCCAGGAAGAGACCCUAUACUCUGUCUUAAAGGCCUAAGGAGUGGGACUGAGUGAGGACCUGCUUAGAGUCAGCUGCACACAGGGAUCUCAGUUCCUCAUAAUCACCCUGGACAGACACAGACGACUCACAAGCCAGCAGGUGUUGAAGGCCACCAAGGACCUGAGAGACACAUAGCCCAAUGCGCCAGUUCCCUCUUCAACUUCCUAGCCCUUGACCACAAAAAUAA